GCUAAUUUUGUAUUUUUAGUAGAGAUGGGCUUUCGCCAUUUUGGCCAGGCUGGUCUUGAACUCCUGACCUGAGGAAGACUUAGUCUUUGGUAUUAUAUAAUCCAGGAGUUUCAAACUGAUGCAAAGGCAGAUGACCUGCACAAUGCCUUAAAGUGGGGCGUGGAGGAAGUUCCCAGUGGCUAAAUAACUGUGUUUCCUCCCUGGCCUUGGAAGCAUGUAUGUUUGCCAACGCUGUGGUCCAUUUUCUUCUUUAUAGAUCUGGUUCAGAAUUCUCUUUGUGGAUGCUGGAUUCUGAAAUAAAUUACAUAUACUGUGUGAAAAAAUGCACAUAUGUUUAGGAAGCAAGGUUACAUUUGCCCUAGUCAUAACUUAAUUGGAACAGAGUUGGAAAAGUGGAUUAUGUUGUAAACUCUUAGAAAGCAAAGGACUCCCUAAAGUGUUUACAUGAUCAGGUUUGAAAGUAGUUUAAAACCAUAAUUUCAGUAAUCACGGGGCUGAGGAUUUGGUUUUGUAGUGAGACAAUAUGAGUUACAAGUUUCUUUCUUUGUAGGUCUGGUGGGACAGUGUCAUAUUAUAAAUUUGGAAUGCUGAAGAGAAAGUUAUAGAUUUUGAUAUUGAAGGAAAUGAAGCGAAGCCUAAAUGAAAAUUCAGCUCGAAGUACAGCAGGCUGUUUGCCUGUUCCAUUGUUCAAUCAGAAAAAGAGGAACAGACAGCCCUUAACUUCUAAUCCACUUAAAGAUGAUCCAGGUAUCAGUACCCCUUCUGACAAUUAUGAUUUUCCUCCUCUACCUACAGAUUGGGCCUGGGAAGCUAUGAAUGCAGAGUUGGCUCCUGUAAUGAAAACAGUGGACACUGGGCAAAUACCACAUUCAGUUUCUCGUCCUCUGAGAAGUCAAGAUUCUAUCUUUAACUCUAUUCAAUCAAAUACUGAAAGAAGCCAGGGUGGUUGGAGCUACAGAGAUGACAACAAAAAUACCAGCUUGAAAACUUGGAAUAAAAAUGAUUUUAAGCCUCAAUGUAAACGAACAAACUUAGUGGCAAAUGAUGGAAAGAAUUCUUGUCCAAUGAGUUCGGGAGCUCAACAACAAAAACAAUUCGGAAUACCCGAACCUCCCAACUUACCUCGCAACAAAGAAACCGAGCUACUCAGACAAACACAUUCGUCAAAGAUAUCUGGCUCCACAAUGAGAGGUCUAGACAAAAACAGUGCAUUACAGACAUUUAAGCCCAAUUUUCAACAAAAUCAAUAUAAGAAACAAAUGUUGGAUGAUAUUCCAGAAGACAACACUCUGAAGGAAACCUCAUUGUUUCAGUUACAGUUUAAGGAAAAAGCUAAUUCUUUAAGAAUUAUUUCUGCAGUUAUUGAAAGCAUGAAGUAUUGGCGUGAACAUGCACAGAAAACUGUACUUCUUUUUGAAGUAUUAGCUGUUCUUGAUUCAGCUGUUACACCUGGCCCAUAUUAUUCGAAGACUUUUCUUAUGAGGGAUGGGAAAAAUACUCUGCCUUGUGUCUUUUAUGAAAUCGAUCGUGAACUUCCAAGACUGAUUAGAGGCCGAGUUCAUAGAUGUGUUGGCAACUAUGACCAGAAAAAGAACAUUUUCAAAUGUGUUUCUGUCAGACCGGCAUCUGUUUCUGAACAAAAAUCAUUCCAGGCAUUUGUCAAAAUUGCAGAUGUUGAGAUGCGGUAUUAUAUUAAUGUGAUGAAUGAAACUUAAGUAGUGAUAAAAGGAAGUUUAAAUAGCAUAAAUUAUAGCAGUUUUCUGUUAUUACUUAAUUUACCAUCUCCAUAGUUUUAUAGCUACUGUUUUCUUGUAUUUCACUUGUUGAAUUAAAGUAUUUGAAUUCUUUUAAACGUGGA
This is a messenger RNA of Chlorocebus sabaeus (green monkey), 1858 nucleotides long. It is a transcript of the gene SPATA22, whose product is annotated as spermatogenesis associated 22. NCBI's taxonomy places the organism in Eukaryota, Metazoa, Chordata, Mammalia, Primates, Cercopithecidae. The record is from RefSeq and is a predicted model, not a curated record. Gene Ontology annotation, biological process: gamete generation; regulation of meiotic cell cycle; meiotic DNA repair synthesis.